Molecule: messenger RNA, 2673 nt
Organism: Anisakis simplex (herring worm)
Lineage: Eukaryota; Metazoa; Nematoda; Chromadorea; Rhabditida; Anisakidae
Source: the annotation of a GenBank genome assembly
AUGCAUCUUUAUAAUCUGACCUUGCAAGGUUCGUCAGCGAUCAACCAAGCCAUUCACGGCUCGUUCUGUGGUCUUCCAAAACAACAGGAAGUAUGUGUGGCUCGCGGUAAUUUGUUGCAGUUACUCUUCUGUGAUCCAAAAACUGGCAAAAUUCAUGUGUUAUGCAGUCAUAAUGUAUUCGGAAUUAUACGUUCAUUACUAUCGUUUCGACUCACCGGAGGCACAAAAGAUUACAUAGUGAUAGGAUCAGAUGCAGGUCGUAUAGUGAUACUGGAGUAUAAUCCACAGAAGGUAUGUUUCGAGCGAGUGCAUCAAGAAACGUUCGGUAAAACUGGUUGUAGACGUAUUGUGCCUGGCCAGCAUCUGGCUGUUGAUCCCAAAGGACGUGCAAUCCUUAUCGGUGCAAUCGAACGUCAAAAGUUGGUGUACGUAAUGAAUCGAGACGCUGCAGCCAACCUCACGAUCAGCUCCCCUCUUGAAGCACAUAAAAGUCAUUGUCUUUGCUACCAUAUUGUUGGUGUCGAUGUGGCUUUCGAGAAUCCAACUUUCGCGUGUUUAGAAGUGGAUUAUGAGGAUGUGGACCAUGAUCCGACUGGGCAGUUGGCCUCAAAGAUACCUCAGACGUUAACAUUCUACGAACUGGAUCUUGGUUUGAAUCAUGUGGUACGUAAAUAUGCUGAGCCUUUGGUCGACAAGGGAAAUCUUCUCAUAUCUGUGCCUGGAGGACAAGAUGGUCCGAGCGGAGUGAUCGUUUGCUGUGAGAACUAUUUGGUGUUCAAGAAUUUGGGUGAUCAACCUGAUAUUAAAUGUCCGAUUCCGAGAAGACGGAAUGAACUAGACGACUGCGAUCGUUCGGUGAUAAUCGUUUGUACAGCGACACACAAAACUAAGUUGAUGUAUUUCUUCUUGGUACAAACCGAUCAGGGAGAUGUGUUCAAAGUGACGUUAGAAAGUGAACACGACAUCGUGACGGAAUUGAAGAUCAAAUACUUCGAUACAAUUCCAGUGGCGAAUGCGAUGUGCAUCCUCAAAACUGGAUUUCUGUUCACAGCUGGUGAAUUCGGUGAUCAUAAUCUGUAUCAAAUCGCACAUUUGGGUGAUGAAGACAACGAACCUGAGUAUUCAUCACGGAUGCAAUUGGAUGAAGGCGAAACGUUCUUCUUUGCACCGAGACAACUCAUCAAUCUGGCGUUGGUUGAUCAGAUUGGUAGUCUAUCACCGCUCAUCAACUGUCACAUCGAAGAUUUAGCAAACGAAGAUGCUCCGCAACUGUACACUCUGUGUGGAAGAAGUUCGCGAUCAUCGUUGAAAGUGCUGAGGAAUGGUUUGGAAGUGACCGAAAUGGCUGUCUCUGAACUACCCGGCAAUCCGAAUGCCGUUUGGACGGUUAAGAGGAAUAUCGAUGAUAAAUAUGACUCGCAUAUCGUGGUGUCGUUCGUGAACGCCACUCUGGUGUUGUCGAUUGGGGAAACAGUUGAAGAGGUCACCGAUUCCGGAUUUUUGGGUACAACUCCGACUCUGGGCUGUGGGCUGAUUGGAGAUGACGCUUUGCUUCAGGUAUAUCCAGAUGGGAUACGUCACAUUCGUGCCGAUCGACGUGUAAAUGAGUGGAAAGCACCCGGAAAGAGAACCAUCAUGAAAUGUGCGUUGAAUAGGAGACAGGUGGCGAUUGCUCUGGCUGGUGGAGAAAUCGUUUAUUUCGAAUUGGAUGUGAAUGGUUGCUUAUUGCGAACAACUGUCGAUCAAGUGACUGGUGAAUUGACGGAUAAUCGAAGUCGGUAUUUGGGUACGAGAUCAGUGAACUUGUUCCGAGUGAGAAUACAGGAUAAAGAUGCGAUAAUGGGUGCGUCAUCACGAGCCUGGUUGCUGUACAAUUAUCAGAGUAGAUUCCACUUGACACCACUCUCGUAUAUCGCUUUGGAGUACGCUGCUGGCUUUUCCUCAGAGCAGUGUCCUGAGGGAAUUGUGGCGAUUGCCGAUAACACGUUGAGAAUCUUGUCACUGGAGAAGUUGGGUGCAGUUUUCAACGAGACAGUGCAUCCGUUGAAAUAUACACCGCGUCGAAUGUUGAUUCAUAAAGCGUCAGGAAAUUUGAUCGUUAUUGAAACGGAUCAUGCAGCGUUCACUGAGAAUGGAAAACAACAACGACGCAAACAGCUGGCGAAUGAGUUGAUGGAGUUGGCGAAAGAAGCCGACGAGGGGGAUGAAGAGGCAGUGAAGGAGAUGGCCGACUCGAUUCUGAACGAAAGCGUUGACGAGAGACAAAUGGGUGCACCCAAAAACCAGAAAGCCAAAUGGGCGUCAACGAUUCGUAUAAUGCGCAGUUCUGAUGGAGAAACGUUAUCAUUGUUGCCGUUAAAUGAGGAUGAGGCGGCGUUUUCACUUGCGAGUGUGCAAUUCCAAAACCAGUCGGAUGCACAGUUCAUAUUGGUGGGGUGUGCGAUUGGAUUGCAAUUGAAGCCACGUAAAUCGAAAGGCGGUUGUAUCUACACGUUCCUGUUGACCGAAAACGGUUCGAAACUUGAGUUCGUACAUCGUACACAAACUGAUGAGGUAGUGAACGCAAUUCACGAUUUCCGUGGUAUGGCGCUGGUUGGUGUGGGACGGAAAGUACGUUUGUAUGAUCUGGGAAAGAAGAAACUACUUGCGAAGUGCGAGAACAGGGUUAGUUAA